AGCAGCUCGUUCAGUCAGUCCCAGCAGCUCGUCCUCUGCACAUGUGCAACAACACACACACACGGGAAUUAUUUAUUACACACACUCACACGGGACACACAUAAGACUUUUAUUUUAGACAUUUGUUCACCUGCUGACAGAGAGUGAACCCCUGCAGGUGAGCCAGAACAUGUCGGAGACCCCGUAGUGUUCGGUAACUGCAGGCCGGAAAACCGCUGCCAAAACCUGGCAGGAAAACGGAGGAUUCUCCCCUCUCGGAUCUCCAGUGGAUUUUAUCCGGGUUGUAUUUCAUCAUCAGGAGUGGUAUCUCCUGCUAUGGGCUCUUACUCUGUCUUCGGCUGGAUUUAACUGAAGAACCAACCUCACGGACAUCCAGAUGGUUUCAUUGAAACAUCUCAAACUGCACAUUUCCGCAUUUUGACGUCUGAUGCUCCGUCUACCCUGCAGUCGAGUCCUUUUCCGUCUGUCUGGAUAUUCUAACGGGACGUCUGUCUGUCCGGAGGAAACACAGAUCAGGUUUCGGAGUCAGCGGCACCAUAAUAAAAACUCUGAGCGGCUAAAAGAGGAUUCUAUUCUGACGAGGAGUCGCUCUGACUGGGACGACUUUAGAGUCAGGAUGAGCCUUUCAAAAUCCAGAGGGUAGUGCGGUCUGAUGUCCGCCCCCCCUCUCCUGGCCCCCCCCACUAUGCCCACCAUGGUCUCUAGGCUGCCAAAGUUCGGGUCGAAGCCCAAGCCCUCCACGAUCUCCUCCGCCCCCCCGCCUUCGAACAGCAGCACCCGCCUCACCAACGGGUUCUACCACCACCCGGGCCCCGCGGGGGUCAACGGCUCCUCCUACACACCUCCGGCCCCCGCUAACCAGAAUGGAUUCAUUCGAGUGCCGACGUCCAUGAGGUGGCGGAAAGAGAGCGAAGAGGAGGGGGGGGCGGCCGGGACUCGGUCCGCUAACAACAACCAUCAGUUCAGCCCCCAACCAAAGACCGCCUUGGGAAAGGGGCGGAGCUUCGGUUUCCCCUCGUCUUCGUCACCUACGCCGCUGUCCACCCCCCGGUUACUCCCUGUCCUCAGGAGUGGAUCCAGACCGGCAGUGAACGGUGCUUCUGGAUCUGGAUCUAAACCCCGGAUCGGCUCUCUGAGGCAGCCCGGUUUUGGUCGUCCCGGCGGUGGAACCAGUCCUGGUUCUGGUCCCGGUUCCCGAUCUGGUUCCCCCCUCCUGAAGAAGCCCCCGGCGAGUCGAUCCCACUCCAGCGACAGCCUUGGGAACGCUACGGUCCCGCUAACGGAGAACGAUCGCUUCCGGUCUCGGAGCCUCACGCAGGUCCGCCGGCAGCCCUCCCCAACCCUCACCCCUACCCUCACCCCCUCACCCUCCUCCCCCCUAUCCUGCUCCACCAGUAGGGCCGCCGCUCCUCCUAAAGGCGUCUUGGUGAAACCCAAAGGUCCCUUAAAGUCUGGACUCCUGCCCCUAAAGAAGCCCCUCCUCCUCCCCAGCACCGGCCUCGCCUCCAAGCCCAGCGGCAUCAGCUAUAAGCUUUCCCGCCCGUCACUCAUCAAGCAGUCCCGCCCCCUCAGAGUGAGCACAGCCAAUGGAGGCGGACAGGAAGCGAACCGAGGGCCGGCGGCUCGCAGGAACUCCGUAGAGACGUCAUCGACUGAGAACAGCCCAGAAAGCCCCCCAGAGGCUCCAGAGAUGGGGGGUCUGUCGGCAGUGACGGUGUCCCAGAGAGAGGUGUCGAUUCUAGGGGAGACGCUGGAGGACAUGAGCCUGUCCUCCAACUCGUCUCUGGAUAGAAAUGACACGAGUCAGGAGUACAUGGACGACUUCGACAACCUCGGAAACGGAGGGAUGGGAAUUCUUCUUCUCUCCUCUAAAAACGAAGAGGACGACUCGGGGCUCGACCAAUCAUGCGCCAGGUUUGAAGAAGACAAGAUGGCCCUCGGUGGCAUCUCCAAGGCAGCAGGUCUUUGCUUCCUGGACGGCGGCGUGGACUGGAGCGCCGUCCAUGGGGAGAACCGCCUCAACGGACUCCCCCAUCGAAGGAGGUCCAGUCAGCAGGAGUACCAUGAGCAGGGCGGCUCCUCUCUGGACCUCUCCCCCUCGGACAGCUGUGGGUCGGGGGGAACCUACAUGUGGGACGAGGAGGGCCUGGAGCCCCUGGGGGGAGGCACCACCGCCUCCAUCCACACCAACAGCAACACCACCCACCACAUCGGGAGCUUCGACUCUGACCUCAACAGCAUCGACGUUUUGAACAACCUGGACUCUUGUGAUCUGGACGAUGACGACCUCAUGUUGGAUGAGGAUCUGCCGGAGGAUGACUCCUUGCACAGCGACGGAGAGGGUUUGGCCCACAUGGCUCAGUGGAGGAUGAGGCAGCUCUGCUGGGGAAACGACAACGAGAGUGAUUUUGAGAGCUACAAGCUAACGGAAGAUCCGGGGAACAAGAGGACAGACGGAGACCUCAUUCUGGACUUUUCUUCCUCAAGCCCUCCUGCUCUGGGUGCAGAUGUGGAGGAGCUGGCUGAAGACUGCUCUGCUGUCAGAUCUCAGCUGGAGUAUCUGCAGAGGUUACUGCUGCUGGAGGAGGACGCAGACGAGGACACUCUGACCACCGACACUCUGAGUCCUGAGAUUGAGUCCAGCUCCGACACUCAGUUGCAGGCUCUCAUGCAGGAGGUGCAGCAGCUCCGGGAGGAGCUGAGGAGCAGAGACCGGACCAUCGCCCAGCUCACCCAGCAGCUGCAGACCGUUCCCGCGGUAACCGGCGACGGUUGUUGUUGCCUGGAGACGACGGAGCGUCACACACAGACGAGUUCAGCGGAGAGAGAGAGCGUCACCACACAGACACCGUGGAGAGAACACACUUCACAGAUAUUUCACUCCUCCCGCCCGGACCACCAGGAGUCACUGACGCUUUCCCCCCGCCAGCCCGCUGUAACCCCCCCGCUGAGGAGGGAGGAGUCAGGGGACAGGAAGCAGAUGAUCCGCCCCCCCGCCCGCUCUCUGCUGCCUCCUCAGCCCUCUAAACUCCACCUCUUCACCACGAGUAAAACAAGCGCCUCUUCGGGGUCAAAAGUCAAACUGGCGCCCGCAUCACCCGUCUCGUCCCGCCUCCCUAAGCCAAAGAGCCACUGAGUUGUCACCCCCCCCCACACACACACACACACUUACUCACAUUUCACUUAUUUAUUGUUAAUAUUUGCAGCGCUGUGACUGAAAGUAAAGGUUGGAACGUUUUAUUUUGAAGGUCCCGUAAUGAUUUCCUGCAGAUAGUAGAGACUGAAACCAAAGAGCAUUUCCAAUAUGGAUAAAUAAUUUGGUGUAUAAAAUGUAAACAUGAAAACGAACAGUAGAAAUGGAAAACAUGUAGAGAGACUCUCUCUAAUCGAACCCCUGGAAUACAUUUACUGACUCUAAAAAGGCUUGAUGCCGAAACAAGUCAGUGUGUGUUUGGUGCAAAAGAUCCUCUUAAAAUGUGACUGAACUCUCCUAUCAGAAGCAAAGUCAUUUAUUUAUGUUUUAAGAAAACUAAAUGCAAAAACUUCAAUAAAUAAAAAGUCCCCAAAUAAAAGUCAAACUUAUUCAGUUAAUUCAAAGUGAUGUUCAAAACAACCCAGACAAAGAUAGAGAUGAAAUGUAUGUGAGGGAAACUAAUUGGAAAGAAUACAGAUCUAUAUGUUCAUUUGUAGUUAUUCUUCGUCAGAAUGCAGUUUAUUUAUUCAUGUAGCAGAAAAAGGAAAUUAAUUGGAAAUAAAAAACUCCAGAGUGUUUAUCAGGAAAUCACAGGACCAGACAAAUAGAGCGUUUCCUGAAGCCUUUUCAAACGAUGCUCUCAUUGAAAACGACCUUCCCGCUCAGAGGACGAUUUUCUGUUCGUGCCUGAUUCCCUGACUUCCUGUUUAAAAACCGUUGCUGCUCCUCACCAAUCUCCUCUUCAUCAAAACCUUCAUCGCCGGGGAUUUGAUCCCAAAAACACAAACACUGGAUCCUCCGUCAAAACCAAGCGUCUCCAAGGUCAGACACUUCCUUUCUGUUCCACUUCUGAGAGAAUCUGCUCUCAGAGUUUAACUUAAAUCCACUUUAUAUUGAAGUUCUUCAAAACAUGAGCCGUGUUUCCGUUCGAUGUGACCCUCUGAAACUGAAUAAAUUCAACCAAGUGUGUUUUGGUCAGAAGUUGGUCUUAUAGCCAAAUCUACGCCCCAAAAAUUAAGGAACAUUUUCAUUUUUUAUUGAUCGUUUUAUUUUUACUUUUUCAAAUCUUGAAAAUAUUUUGGGAUAAUUAGAGGAAAAUCUUUAGAAGAUUCAACUUUAUUGUCAUUGCACAGAGUACAAGUACUAGGACAACGAAAUGCGGUCUCUGCAUUUGACCCAUCCUAGUGUGAGGAGCAGUGGGCUGCCAUUAUGUACGGCGCCCGGGGAGCAGUGUAGGUAACCAGUGUCUUGCUCAGGGACACCACGGUGGCACUAGGUCUUUCGGGGACUUGAACUGGUGACCUUCCAGUUCCCAGGCCAAGCCCCUAUGGACUUUGCCGCCACCGCCAAUAUUAAUAUUAAUUAGUAUUGUUUCCUAAAAGAUUCUGAUUUGUUCACAUAUUUCUUGAGAUUUAAGAGACAUAUUUUAAGGAUUUACUCCUAUGAUGUACACGUAUUGUUGGACAUUUUUUGGACAUUUUAGGAAAUUCGAAAUUAUUAUUUCCUCUAUUUUUUUUUGACAUAAUAAUAAAAUAGCUGGGUUCAAAUAUUUCUUGUAAUUUUAAAGACGUAUUUAAAUAAUUUAUUCCUGCAUUUUUCACAUAUUUGUUGGACUUUUUAAAAAGCUACUGCCGAUUAUUCGUGUCAGCCGGUGUGCUGAGAACAAAUGUGCAAUUAAGAAAUGAUAUUGUCCCAUUUGGACGCAGCCUGCUCCGAUGGGACACCUCUAAAUACAUGAAUGGAAACACGGCUAGUGACAGAUCAGGUGGACCGAUGCUAUUUUAGGAGCUUCUCUAAGUAAUGGAUAUCACAUUUUAUUCUGAAAUAUCAGGACGACGUUGCAGACCCUUCCUCACAUUAACAUUUCGGGUUGAUCUCACGCUGCGAGCCGGAGAUACAACCCGGGGAAAAUCGACCCAGUUAACAUUUACUCGACUGACUCGAACCCAGGAAGAUAAUCAGGAGGUCUGUCAGCAGUUUAUGCAAUAAUAAUAUGCAACAUCAUUCAUAAACAAACCCCUGAAACAAACACUGGAUGUUUAAAAUAUGCAAAAAGUUAGAUUCACUUUUAAAGAUGCAGAAAAAGAAACCCCCGAAAUAAUUUACGUUUUAAUGAUAUAAAACUCAUCCUAAAGAUAUUUCACAAUAAAAGCAUUCCACGAUUAGUCCUCAGAAUGCUUUUAUUGUGAAAUGUCUUAAGUGUUUUUAAGAUCCUGUGAAUGAGGCUGAACACUUCCUGUGCAGAAGUUUCACAAUAAAAGCAUUCACAAGAGAAUAAAUCUUCUCGGGAGGAUUUUAUUUUUGAAACAUCUGCACAGGAAGUGUUCAGCCUCAUUCACAGAAUAACCUGGGAGUCGUACACGUGCUGAAAACUGUUUGUAAACGUUUAGAUUUUUUUGCCGAUGAAAGCUCGCAGUUCCACGAUAAGCUGCUUUACUGUCGAUAAUAUGAAACCACUGUAUUUACUCGUAUUUAAAUAGAUAUUUAAUAAGGUUAUAUCUCCACAGCUCACCGUAGUGUAACUCUACAGUUCCCCGUACUGUACGCUGACUCUUAUUUUGAAAACUUGAAGCACAGGUCUUUUAUGUUGAAAAUCAUGCUGCCGUUUCCUGUGUCACCUGCAAUUUAUUUUGUGUGCAAUAACUCUGGAGAACUCAAGUGUACAAAGUCUUACUGCUGUUAUUGUUGUUGUUGUUAUUGUUGUUAUUAUUACACUGGAGACUUUAAGCUCUCAGUUUGAAAUGCACUUUAAACUUAAAACCUUAAUUCGUUUGUCUUAAAAUCUCUUUUAUACGACAGUGUUUUUGUGGCAUUUUAGUUAAUAAUGUAUUAUUAUCAGAGCUGGCGUAAAAAGUCCCGGAAACAAACUGACUAAAAAGUGGUGAAAUAUUCAGAAAUAAAAUGGGUAAGUUGGAAGUUACGGUACUUAUUCUGAGAAAUGAAUAGUAAAUUAACGAGAUUUCUUGUGAUUUUACCUCGUUAAUGCAUUCAAAGUAAUAAUUAAAAAGCUAACUCGCAUUAGAGGAUCCCCGCAGCCAAGCUCUGUAAUAACAGAUGCCUCGAAUACACUGGUGGUUUUGUGUGUGGUGGUUUUUCAUCAAAUGUUUGGGGUAUGUUUUCUUGCUGCUUGAUGCUCUAUUCACUUCACAUGGAUUUAAAGAAAAAACUUUAAAAAAAAAAAUCAUUUCAGUUUUGGGAAGUUAAAGACCAGCUCAGGUGAACUCCCUGCAGCCCAGCUCAAAUAACACAAAAGUCCUAAACAGGAGGAAAGUGUUUGCAGAGUGAAAUUAUUCCCACAGGAUGUAAACGCAGCGUUAUCUGCUAGCUUGGCUCCUAUUGGUUCUAAUCUUCAAUAUAGAUAUCUAAAAACUGUCUAAUAUCUGCGCCGUAUUUUAAUUGUAAUACACUUCCUCGUUGUGAUUGGCCGAUAAAGCGCUCUCUGUCGCUGAUUGGUUCAUAGUUAUUGUCCUCCUCUGUGAUUGGCUGAGAUGUCUGAUACUGCUGAGAAACUGAACGCUGAAAUAAAACUAAUGUUCAACAAAA
This is a messenger RNA of Eleginops maclovinus (Patagonian blennie), 6736 nucleotides long. RefSeq names its product serine-rich coiled-coil domain-containing protein 2-like. NCBI's taxonomy places the organism in Eukaryota, Metazoa, Chordata, Actinopteri, Perciformes, Eleginopidae. Gene Ontology annotation, biological process: microtubule bundle formation. The transcript has 14 exons. Gene Ontology annotation, cellular component: microtubule cytoskeleton. The coding region runs from base 653 to 3136 and encodes 827 amino acids. The record is from RefSeq and is a predicted model, not a curated record. Gene Ontology annotation, molecular function: microtubule binding.